This is a messenger RNA of Penicillium subrubescens, 1572 nucleotides long. RefSeq lists its product as uncharacterized. Bases 1 to 1572 code for a protein of 523 amino acids. Lineage: Eukaryota; Fungi; Ascomycota; Eurotiomycetes; Eurotiales; Aspergillaceae. The transcript has 8 exons. The record is from RefSeq and is a predicted model, not a curated record. Gene Ontology annotation, molecular function: acyltransferase activity.
AUGUCAGCCACAAUUCCCGUCGUGAUUGGCGUUGGAGACCUCAAGAAUCGUUCAAAUCGCUUGGAGGAUGCAUUCGAGCCUUUGGAGCUCAUGCUAAAAGCCAUCACGGUGGCUUUGAAGGAUACUGGGAUUUCCACUCAAGAUGGGAAGGCUCUCCAAAAGAGCAUCGAUAGCAUCUCCGUCGUGGCCAAUUGGACAUGGCCGUAUCCUAAUACCCCAGAGCUUCUGGCCAACAGACUAGGCUGCCGAGCUACUUAUCUUCGUGAGAGCGAACAUGGUGGUAAUGCGCCAGCCGAGUUGUUUGAUGAAGCUGCCCGGCGCAUCGCUAGUGGAGAGAGCAAAGUGGCCAUUAUCACUGGUGGAGAGGCCCUUGCAUCAUGUAAAGUUUCCCAAUACACUCGCUGGCCUCAAAUUGGGUGCAUUUCAAGCUGCGAAAAAGUUCCCUCCCCGGGUUGGACACAUGUGGAUGAUACAACCUCUAUUUGGGAGCGGAGACACAAGAGUAAUCUGGCCAGUAAUUACGGACUCGGCCUACCGAUGCAGGUUUAUCCGUUGUACGAGGCUGCCCUUCGUGCACAUCGUGGACAGAGCCUGGCCGAUAACCACCGAGAAUCGAGUGAACUUUACGCAGAAUAUGCGCGCGUAGCAGCACAGAAUCCCAUUGCUUGGACCCACGGAAAAGAGCCCGACACAGGGGACACUAUUGGCAAGGUUACAAAAAGAAACCGAAUGAUCUGUUUACCUUAUCCUCUGGUGAUGAACGCGUUCAACACCGUGAACAUGUCGGCAGCAUGUAUUAUUACCUCCCUCCAGCAUGCGCGCCAACUGGGCGUUCCCGAGUCUCAAUUGAUCUUCCCCCUAGGAGGUGCGGGAACUCAUGACUAUGAGCAUUUCUGGGAACGCAGCUCGUUCCACUCCAGUCGAAGUUUAUCCUCCUGUCUCGAUGCGACCUUGGCCGUCUCGAACGUGAAGACAGAGGACAUUGAUCUAUACGAUUUCUAUUCAUGCUUCCCAGUUGUUCCUAAGUUAGCUUCUCUGCACUUGGGUAUUCCUAUUUACGGCGGCAAAAGACCGACGACUCUGCUAGGAGGCCUCACUUCAUUUGGCGGGGCGGGUAACAACUACUCAAUGCAUGCAAUUACAGAGAUGGUGCGCCAGCUUCGAAGGGGGAAUGGCCGUAUCGGUCUCGUACUUGCCAACGGCGGCGUCUUGUCACAUCACCAUGCAGUGUGUCUGUCUCGACGGCCACGAGGCGACGGUGCUCCUUAUCCGAACCGAAAUCCCCUUCCGCGGCAUGUGAGCGAUGCCCAACCAGCUAUUGCGGAAAGAGCAAAUGGCAGCGCGAGGAUCGAGACAUACACAGUUCAAUACGAUCGUGAUGGUUCACCUCUGGCGGGCUUUGUCCUGGGUCGCCUGGACGAGAACGGCUCUCGAUUCAUUGCUAUCACGACUGAUGGUUCUACUUUGAAGGACCUUGGUUCGGCAAGUGAGCAAAUUGGAAAAUCGAUUUGGGUGGGCUCGGAUCAGGAGACUGGGAGAAACACUUUCAAGAUUCUGGGCUCUAAGAUAUAG